UGCACUGUUUACAUUUUCACUUUUAGGUACUGACUCUUUCCAAGAAGUACGUCACAAUUUAGGUUACGUUCCCGAGUAUGUAACGGUACAAGUGUGGAACAAUGAUACCGACUGGUACGCAGAUGGAAUAGCAUCAGGAAUGACACCCAAUAAUCUCAAGAAAGAGACAUCCUGGGGUGGGGUUGUCUACGGGUUCAAUGACACAUACGUACGGAUAUGGGUACCUGGAUUCGACACAGGAAAAAUAUUUAGUGUGGCGGAUGGUUGGGGCAUAGGAUCACAAGAGACUUGGUCAGAGGGCUUGGUCAAGGUCAGAGUGUGGGGACAUAUGCCUGGAGAUUCUGUUUAUAAAUCUAACGCAACCAUUGGACAAAGUCCUGGAAUGCAUUCCUCUCAACUGGGGAGUGUUGGUGGGAGACUGAACAUAGAUACCGGACUGGUGUCUGUAAUGGUCAAAGCCCUGAGCGGCGACAACAAAGGAUUUUUCUUUCCUGCCCUGGGUGCCGUUCAGAACACAGAUCCUCAUGACAAGUUUGGAGGAGUGGUGUAUUCCUACUCAUCAAACGGAAUCCGGGUCUGGCAUCCCAUCAUUCCUGGCGGCGGAAAUACGUCAUUGUACAGUAAAGGGACACUUAUCUACGUAUCUCCAUAUUGGGGAGGUGGUGCUCACUCCCAAGACUCCAAGUUUGGAUUAAUUGAAGUUCAGUUUUGGAACUCCUACACUGGAAAAUGUCCCCCACCCACCACUCCAGCCAAGGCCAGCACAUCACCUUUUACCGGUACUAUAACUAAGAGUUCUGGCUCUCACACAUCAGGCCCGACAGGUGGUUCGACUACGUCAUCCCGACCAGUGACUUCGGUACCCUUGUUAACUUCUACUUCAUCAAUAUUGACAACAGUCACAGUGGCAUCAACAGGUGGUACCAGACAGGCAAGCACUGUAACGACCUUCGCCGGAGCUAGUACAGGUGGCCCUUCUGCCGGAAGUAAUGGAAAGACAACUAGAUCCACGGGAACAAGGACAACUUCUGGGAGUAGAGUAACAGGUCGAACCGGAGGUCCGGCUUCAGCAACUACAAAAAAUUCUCUGACAGCUGGCAACCAGGAGGAACAGGGCGACGAAGGCCUGUCACCAGUAGCUACUGGAUUGGUUGCCACUGCCAGUAUCCUAUCCGCAGCCGGCUGUCUAGGUGGAUUGAUAUUUGGCUUACUAAAGAAGAAGGCGAAAAAGAAGCGAAAGGUAGACCCAGAGCUAGAGGAAAACGAUGCAUUUGGAAGUCAAAAAGUCGUAGACGACAACGGAAAACCUCCAUCAAAUGACGGAACUCCUCCAAACAACGACGGACAUCAUCAACCAGAUGAGGUAUCUCCUCCAAUAGAAAACGAAACUUCUCCAAUAGAUAACGGAAGUCCUCCAAUAGAUAACGGAAGUCCUCCAAUAGAUAACGGAAGUCCUCCAAUAGAUAACGGAAGUCCUCCAAUAGAUAACGGAAGUCCUCCAAUAGAUAACGGAAGUCCUCCAAUAGAUAACGGAAGUCCUCCUGCAGAUAACGGAACUCCACCAGCAGCAACAGAUCGGCCACAGACUGCGCGUCCGGAAUAGACAUUUAGUGGGAACAAUGGUCAGUUUUUAUAGAACUACAACACUCCCGAUUAGAGUAUGUUAGGACAAUCAAACCUUUAAUUGUUCAAAUGAACAGACCUGAUAAAUCAUUGUAAUAGGCACUAAUAACUACGUUAAUUUACAAUUACAGUUAGUGCCGCAGAUUCUUCAAAGUGACAGAUCAUCUAGUUCAUGUUGAUGAUAUGGGCACCUGGAUCGCGGUGUAUAUAUCUUGGAAUGUGAAUCCGAGUGUGUGUAUGUGAUCAGCUAUAGAAAUCAUAAAAUAAAAACGACAAAGCAAGACAACUUUACUCGCGCCCUGUCGAGAUAUCGAACUGAAUGUUGAUGGUGUCUAUGGCGUCCACCUGAUACGCGGUCACCUAGACAUUAUAUAUUGAACACCUACGAAUGUUAUCUCACAGAAUUUGAAAUUGGUAAUCACGUAAUCAGUCUAUAUACCAGAUUAUUGUGUGCAACUGUAAAUACUGUCGCUUGAAUCAAUUAUGCAUGAACUAAUUAAUUCACAGUUUCCGAAUGGACUACUAUUCAGUAUCAAAUGCUUUGUCUUUUCCAUAUAAUGAGGCCAAAAACAAAUCUUGCAUUGUACAAGUCAGUAACGAUGCAUUCUAUCUAUUCUACAACCAUUAAUGUAUGUUACUGGAAUAAAAACGGGACAAAAUCA
Pecten maximus is the source of this 2285-nucleotide messenger RNA. Its product is annotated as mucin-19-like. The transcript has 8 exons. Lineage: Eukaryota; Metazoa; Mollusca; Bivalvia; Pectinida; Pectinidae. Bases 140 to 1603 code for a protein of 487 amino acids. The record is from RefSeq and is a predicted model, not a curated record.